This is a messenger RNA of Triticum turgidum subsp. durum (durum wheat), 2796 nucleotides long. The record is from the annotation of a GenBank genome assembly. NCBI's taxonomy places the organism in Eukaryota, Viridiplantae, Streptophyta, Magnoliopsida, Poales, Poaceae.
AUGGACCUUGCGACGGGGGCCAUGGGCAGCCUGCUCCUCAAGCUUGGUGACCUCCUCACGAAGGAGUACAAGCUGCAGACGGGCGUCAAGGAAGAUGUUGAGUAUCUAAAGAGAGAGCUAGAGAGCAUGUAUGCUGCCCUCCGCAAGGUUGGGGACGUGCCACGAGACCAGCUCGACAAGCAGGUCAAGCUCUGGGCCAAUGAAGUCAGGGACUUGUCGUUCAUAAUGGAGGACAUCGUCGACAAGUUCCUGGUGCGCGUCGAGGGAGCUGAGCCAGCCAUCAAGCCACGCAAACUCAAGAAGCUCAUGAAGAAGAUGGGGGACUUGUUCAGCAAGAGCAAGACUCGCCAUGAGAUCUCGGAUGAGAUCAAAGACAUCAAGGUCCGCGUCAAGGAGGCGGCUGACCGACGUGAUAGGUACCGGGUCAACGAUGUGGCUGUUAAUCCAGUUGGCGCAAUCACUGUUGACCCUCGCCUAUUGGAUUUGUACAAGGACCAGAAAGAGCUCGUUGGUAUUGAUGAUUCAUUGAAUGAGCUAACCAAGAUGAUGAGUGAUGGGGAUGGUGAUGUGUCCAAGCAACUCAAGAUACUCUCUAUUUUUGGAUUCGGAGGACUUGGCAAGACAACUAUUGCCAAAGCAGUGUAUGAUAAGCUUAAAGCGCAGUUUGAUUGUUGUGCUUUUAUUCCGGUAGGACGGAACCCUAGCGUGAAGAAACUUCUCAAUGGCAUACUCCUUGAAAUUUCUGGGCAAAAAUACUUGGAGUUGGAUGAAAGGCAGCUAAUCAACAAACUCCAAGGAUUACUUGAGAAUAAAAGGUAUUUAAUUGUCAUUGAUGACAUAUGGGAUACAAAAACAUGGGAACUAGUCAAGACCGCUUUGGUGUGUAACAAUUGUGGAAGCAGGAUAAUCACAACUACUCGUAUACUCGAAGUUGCCACAAUGGCCAGUGAAGUAUACAAGCUACAACCUCUUUCUCUUGAUUUAUCCAAGGAUUUAUUUCAUAGAAGAUUAUCUUGUGCUGCAAUAGAAUGGCCUAAUCAUCUUCCAGCAGAGGUAUAUGAUAAAAUUUUACAUAAAUGUGGUGGUGUACCAUUGGCUAUAAUCACAAUAGCUAGUUUGCUUGGCGGCAAACCUGUGGAGCUUUGGUCUAAGGUAUACACUUCAAUUGGUUUUGGGGAUGAAGAUAACGAAGACGUGGAGAACACAAGAAAAAUACUUUUAUUUAGCUAUUAUGAUCUACCUUGUCACCUAAAGACUUGCUUAUUGUAUCUGAGCAUAUAUCCUGAAGAUCAUCUGAUUGAAAAAGAUAGUUUGAUAUGGAAGUGGGUCGCCGAAGGUUUUAUCCAAGAGGAACCAGGGGUAGGACUAUUCGAGAUUGGUGAGAGGUACUUCAACGAGCUGGUGAACAAAAGCAUGAUAAUGCCGGUAGAGGAGGCCCUGUAUUUAGGCAUGGAAAUGCAUGUUGGCGCCAUAACUGGAUGUCGCGUCCAUGACAUGAUGCUGGAUAUGAUAUGCGUAUUGUCAAAGGAAGAAAAGUUUGUUACUGUAUUGGACACUGAUGAGCAAUAUACAACUUCACAUUGCAACGAUCGUAGGCUAGCUGUUCAAUAUAUAGUCCGACCUCUGGCUAGCACGUCUACAUUACAAGCAAGGUCACUCAUUGCCUUGUGUAAUAUUGAGAUGUUGCCAUCACUUUCAUGCUUUGAAGCUUUGCGUGUUCUAGCUUUGGAAGGCCCCUAUGAUUCACACCAUCCUAGUCAUCUUGAGCAUGUUGGAAAGUUAGUUCACUUGAGGCACCUCAAACUAUCGAGCAUGGAUAUCGGUGAGCUCCCAAAGGAAAUAGGAUAUCUAAAGUUCUUGUUGGUAUUGGACUUAGGUAGAAAUAGCAUAAGUGAACUUCCAGAGAGUAUUGGUCGACUAAGUCAACUCAAGUGCUUGAACAUCUGCGAAACAGACAUUGAAGUGCCAUACUGGAUCGGAAAUUUGACUUCUCUGGAAGAGCUAAGCCUAGGAGAAGUUGACGAUGACAACUUUGUGACAGAGCUGGGCAAGUUGACAGAGUUGAGGAAGCUCUACAUUUCUGGAAUUUUAAAAUUAUCCAAUGAUCGUGCAAUGAAUGGUUGGGCGGAGUCUGUAGCCAAAGUGAGCAAGAUCCAAGUCAUAGACAUCAGUUUAGUUUUAGGGUGUAGAAUUUCCCAUCAUGAGGAGAACCCCUGGGAACGGUAUGCCCUCUCUCCACAACUCCGUUUUCUACACAUGGCCUACGAUGAACCUGGGCUGGUGGCAAGGAUCAAUCCCUCACUUCUUCCAAACUUGUCCCAUUUAAAACUGCGAAUAUUCGGUCCAGAUCUGGAGGUCUUUGGAAGUUUCCGCGAGCUUGUUUCCCUCAAGCUCGUCACGAGUUCAGCUCCACAUCAUGACACCAUGGGUGGUGCAGGUGCCUUCCCCAAGCUGAGGGUCUUCAAGACACAAGCAACGCUUGGCUCGUUUCAAGAGGGAGAUAUGCCGGUCCUUGAAUCUCUUGAGUUCAGCAUUGUAGCACAGUCCAAUGAUGAUGGCAUUAGCUUUGGCUUCGACUUUGGUAGCCUAGGGAACCUCCCUUUGCUUAAGGAAGUCAUAGUCACUUUAUAUGCUCCUCCUGCGGACCACAAGAAGGCUAGGGAAACUGCGAAGCGUGCAAUUCAUGUGCUUCCCAACUGCCUUAGACAUUAUAUCACACUAGAGGAUAUAAAGAAGUUGGAGAUUCUCACGGAGCUAAGAUUGCCGUGCAUCUCCACCUGCGGGAAUCAAGGCUGA